UCCGGGACCGAGCGCUGGGGCCGCCGCCGCCGGCAGCCACCGGCCAGCAGCCCCCAGCCACCGGCCAUGGGCCGCGCCGUGCCCCGGCCGCGGGCAUGACAGCGCGGCCGCGCCCCGAGCUGCGCCGCGGGCUCCGCGCGGAGCCAGAAGAUGAAGCCCAUUGUCCAGAGAAGACGAUCUACCUCAUCUGCCAUUACUAAAGCUCUUGGAAAAUCAAAGUCCCAUUCCAGGGAAACUACUCUUUCCUCUUCCCAUUCAGACAAUGGGCUGCCAAGUGGGGUGUUCAGCAGCCCAGGCUCCACCUUCAUCCUAGACGAGCGAGUGCAGCUAACCGUGGGCCUGCAGACCCAGGAGAGACAUCUGAUUUUGCUGAGUGAUGUGCUGGUCAUUACCAAGUCCAAAUCCUCCUCCAGCCUGAAGCUGAAAAAGCAAGUGCAUCUGAGUGAAGUGUGGACCGGCACCUGUCUCAGUGAAGUGACAGAGAAAAAGAUGAGUCCUGAGAAUUCAUUUGUCAUUGGCUGGCCUAUCACCAACUAUGUUGUCACCUUCAGCUCAGCUGAUGUGAAGGAACGAUGGCUGUCAGCAUUGCUGUGGCAUAUCAAUAAGGUAAAACAAAAUGAGUAUCUGAAGAAUCUGACCCUUCGGAUUGCUGUGCUGGAUGAUGACAACGGUUCUUCUACUACUGCAGUCAAGGUGUCCAAUGUGGAAACUGCAGAGAGUGUGAUGAAGAAGACCCUUCUACAGCUUGGGCUCCCUGGCAGGACCAGUGAACACCACCUCUGGGUGGUCUCAGGAAAAGAUGAGCCUGCUUAUCCUCUCAUUGGGCACGAGCAUCCCUUCAGCAUCGCCUUGAGCUGUCUCCGGGACUCUGCUGACCAGCAACAAAGAACCAACAAUAACACUCUCCUGGCUGAUGGGACAGAGGCUUCCUUCUUUGCUCAGCUCCCAAAGGAAAAACAGUGUCAGUUUGUCCUGAAACCCAGACUCCAGGCUCCAGUGCAGCUGAGGAGAGAGUCACUGCAGAAACACACCAAGAGGAAGAAGUCCUUGAUUGACUGGGCCCUGCGGCGCAGCACCAGCACCCCCACGGGCAGCCCUCCCUCACAGUCACCUGCCACACCACGGAAGCUCUUUGGCCUGUCCCUGUCCUCUGUCUGUCCUGAUGGAAUCCUUCCCAAGCCAAUCAUGGAUAUGCUGCUCCUCUUGUACCAUGAAGGUCCCUCUACAAGGGGCAUUUUCAGACGUUCUGCCAAUGCCAAAACUUGCAAGGAAUUGAAAGAGAAGUUGAACUCUGGAGAUGAUGUUAAGGUGGAUGGAGAGUCAGUCUUUGUGGCUGCAGCUGUCAUCACGGAUUUUCUCCGAAAUAUACCUGACAGUGUUCUAUCCUCAGACAUGCACGGACUGUGGAUGGAAGCUGUGGACACAGAAAAUCGAGCACAUAAGAUUGAAGUUAUCAAAAGACUUGUCAACCAGCUUCCAGAGGCCAACCUCAUCUUACUCAGACACCUCUUUGGAGUCCUGCAUCAUAUUGAGCAGAAUUCUGGAGUGAAUCAGAUGAAUGCCUUCAACCUGGCUCUUUGCAUAGCACCCAAUAUGCUGUGGCUACCAAGUCCCACUGGGCCUGAAGAGGAGAGCCGGUCUACAAAGAAGGUGGCCUUGUUAGUGCAGUUUCUGAUUGAAAACUCAGGAGAGAUUUUUGGGGGUGAUAUUGCUUCCCUGUUCCAAAGACCUGACAUAAAGAAGUCCAAAAACUCAGCAGAAUCUCUAGACAUAGGCUUGGCUCAGCAUGAUGAUUCCUCUGAUGAGCUGGAGUUUUCCACUUGUGAUCCAGAAGGGCCAAAACACCACCUGGAAUCUGAGACAGAUGCCAUUUUUGAAGUACCCAGCAGCUUGUUUCUUGAUGAGGAUCAGGAAGACUGGGACUUGUUCAGCGAGAUCACAGCCUGCUACCAAAGCAAAGCCCAGACCAACGCCAGUGCAGACAGCUACGAGCUCCUGGAGGAGGACGGCUCCUUCUGUUCCAUCGGCUCCAUCCGCUCGCUCAGCCCGGCCCGGGACCGCUGCUCCUCCGAGCCCAGUGUCUGCCUCAGCUCCCAGCUGCCCGCACAGAGCCACGAGCCCGUGGCCCGCCAGUCCAGCUGCGAUGCCACCAUCAUGAGCAGCCACACAGACUACAUCCACAGGCUCAGGCAGCUGCAGAUGGAGAGCCAGAAGCUCAUUGAUGAAGGCCUAAGCCUUGGGGUUAACAAGGCCAGGCAGAACUUGUGGCAAUCACCUCAGAACACCUCCAGGGUGAAGCAGGUCAGCCUUCAGAAGUCCAGCCUGUCCAACAGGUCCAGCUUCUCCAGCCUGUCCUCUACCACCACCUCCCCCUCUGCCUCCUCACUUAGCUCCUUAGACAGUGCUUUCUCCUACUGCUCAGAGUCAUCAGCCAUUAGUCCCACAGAUGUCUCAUCCCUGCCAUUCAUGUUUGGCACUUCUGCCAGACUUCAUUCUGUGUCUCCCACAGCUGCCAAGAGGUCCCAAAAAGAGUGGCACAAAUCCUUCACAUCUCCUUUACAUCUGUGCAAUCUGGACAGUUUUCAUGAGGGUGAACCCAAGGCUGGAGAGACCAGUCAUUGCUUUGGAGAGCAGAAAAGUUUUCCAUGUGUCAGCAGAGCUGCCAUGGGAAGCUCAUUCACUGACAUUGACUGGGAAGAAGAGGGGAGACAGCUGAGUUUUUCAGGGUGCCCUGGCCCAGGGCUCAGGAGCCAGGAUUAUACCAAAGAGUUUGAAGAAAGCCCUGAGUACCCAGCUGCCAGCCCAUCCAGCGAGACAUCCCCACAGGUCAGCCACCAGCAGCACAGGGAGAAGACAGUGAAGAACAUAGAAAUCAAAGGCAUUGAUGACUGCCCUCUGAGCCAGGAAAGCCUGAAGCGCACCAAGAUAACUUUUUAUGUGGCCCCAAAUAAAGAAAGCUCUCGGGGGUCUCAAGUGGGAGAAGAGGAGAGAUCUGUGACAAAUACCAGCAGCAGAGACUUACCCAGCAGCAACAGUGAGCAGAGCCUGUCCAAGAGCUUGCAGACUGUGAGAGUCCAGAUCCCCCAGACAGUUUUCUAUGGGCAGAACACCCCCCUUGUCCUGCAGUCCUUCUCCAGGCGCUACCACCAUGAACCAACAGUCCCAUCCCUGCAGGCCAAGCACAGAAAGAGCCCCCAAAGUGCUUCUGCUCCCCAGGAGCUGGAGAGACAACCAGUGGAAACGGCGCAGGCGCCAACCCAGAGCAAGGGCUCGGACACAUUCAGCCACACCAUCCACAUCAUCCUCCCCGACUCCGUCCGGAACACCAUCAGGGACUAUUUCAAGCAGGAUGAAAUCGAGCCCUGUCCCACAGCAGAGGUGGAAGCAGUGGAGAAGGAACUGCUCCGGAGCAGGGUGGAGUGGCUCAGGAGCCAGCCUGUGGCAGAGGUGGCCGCAGAGGAGUGUGACACAGCGGUGUUUGCAGAAGAGACUUUUGUCUAAGGUGAUAGUUGUGGAGAAACUAAAUAUUUUUUUUUUGUGUAUGUGCAACAGAAAAUAUUCUGUAAUAUAUGAUCAGGGUGUGAAGAAUUUAGCAGGCUGCCUGGGGCAACAAGUGUAAAAUGACACUAAUGUGUAUGUAAUACUCAUUUUGGUGGGAGGUGGAAGGGCUGCUCUUGUGUUUUCUUUAUGCCCUUUUCUGAUGAAAGAGACUUCACUGGCUGGGUGUGGAAUGGAGUGAAUACCACCGGACUCUCCCUGUCCUUGAAUUAGCUGAUCGGUACAGGGCCUGACUCCAUUUUUUUAAUAGCAGGAAAAGAGAAACAUUGCUUUCUUUUCUCCAGUCAGCUGCUGAUGUGGGUGGAUGACUGGACAACAGGGACAGCUAAUGCUUUUAUUAAUUAGUUAAAAAUCUUUACACUUGCACAAAACCCACCAUUAUUCACAGUUCAUCACAACCAUUCAUCAAAAGGAAAAUUCUUCACCUUCAUUCCAGAAAUCACUGCUGCUUCACUCUAAUCUGUUGUCUGCUCUGGUCUAGCUCACAGCCCUCAACCAUUAUUGGUUGAGGCUGGGUUCCAAAAUCAGCAGCUGGAGCCCAGAGUCCAAAGUCCAGCAUUCACUGACAGACAGCAUGUGUAACAUUUUAAGGCCAAGAUUGCUUUUUUCUGGAAUUAAUUACACAGUCAUUCUUUCUUCUCAUACCUUCCCCAAAGCUACAGAGACACAGUUGCCAUAAAGGAUUUUAGUACUGUCACUUUGACAGGGCUGUGAAUGUUCUUCUGUGUCCUCUGGGAGUAGCUCAGUAGCUAGGAGUUUCAGUCCUAGUGAAAGUUGGCAAUCGUCGUUCAAUGCUGAUGCCCCUUUCUAGAGGCAGUGUGGAUGAGCCAAGUGACUAAAUUCCUAGUCAUGCUGAGAGGGACUUGAGCAGGGCUUGGUUUUAGCACGAGGUCAAGGAGUUGUGGAAGUUGUCAGGAAUGUUGUUGAGUAGAUUCUGAAGCAAAGUCUCAUCUUGCCAGAAAGUUGUCAGUCCUUACACUGAAACUGUCCAGGCUUCAUCACCGACGCUGGCUCAGAGAAACACUGAGUUCCCCCUCAGCAGAGUAUGUGGCCCUGUGCACUCCAGCAGAAUUAAGUUUGGGGAAUUCCAGGCAGGUAUGUGCUAAGCAGGCUGCUGGUAAGGACCACCAAAGAUGCAGCCAGUGGAGUCCUGAAGCAUCCCUCAAAGCCAUGCUAAGAAGUGCCACAGACAUAAUGGGACUUGUUUGAGGGUUGUGACACUGCCAGCUGAGCUCUAAAAAGAUGCUGAGAGCACCACAUUAGUUUGACAGGUUGUUUUAAGGAGACAAUGGGAAAGGUCUCAAGGGUUGAAAGGUUUGGGAUGGUUCAUUUGAAAGUUACAUGAGAGUUUUCUAUGGUGGUAUCUGUCAGAGACAAUCCUUUUACUCAGUGAACAGUGAAUGGGUGAAGAAAAAGAGAAAUACAUUAAUCCUAAUGACUGAAAGGUUGUGCUUGUGGAAUAAGUAUCCCUGCAAGCUGCUGAGUGUCUGCAAAUAGCCAGAGUUGGAGCUGCAUGACAGCUGCCAUGGUUCAGUCCUCACAUAGAGGGGAAAGCCACCUCUGUAAAAUUAUCUAGUGUCAGAUCCCUCCACUCAACUGCCAGGUGCCUGUGAAGGUCAGUGACAGAAAUCUGGCCCAGCACUCCAAAUUCACAUCAUCAAAUACUAGGGCAAGGGAACCAGGGGGAAGCCCAGAGCCCACUUUCCAAGGUGUAUACAGUUUGUUUUGUUAGAUGAAGGGUGUUUACCUCUCAGGUGUGGCACUCUGUCCCAGAUCACCUUUGUGGCCCUUGUAUAAUGAAAGGUGUAUAUAAUCAUAACACAACUCCACCACCAACAUAAUUUUCCUCACACGAGAACAGCAAUAAAGCAUCCACAGUCUUUUUUUCCAGAGCUAAAGUUGUAACUGUUUUAAUAAAAGACACAAAAGUUA
Messenger RNA from Haemorhous mexicanus (house finch), 5490 nucleotides. Its product is annotated as rho GTPase-activating protein 20-like. The record is from RefSeq and is a predicted model, not a curated record. Gene Ontology annotation, biological process: regulation of Rho protein signal transduction; signal transduction. The coding region runs from base 151 to 3501 and encodes 1116 amino acids. NCBI's taxonomy places the organism in Eukaryota, Metazoa, Chordata, Aves, Passeriformes, Fringillidae. Gene Ontology annotation, molecular function: GTPase activator activity. The transcript is spliced from 15 exons.